UCUUUCGUCGCUAAAGAGAUGGGCAAGGCCCUGUUGUGUCGUCAGCCCGCGGCCGCGCCCGCUGCUAUAAAAUCCUUCGUUUUCUUCCCCAACCCUGCAUCGUCCCGUUCCCUGUCGACCACCUAAAGCAUUGGACUUGAGACUUCAGAGAGAGAGAGAGAGAGAGAGAGAGUCGCCAUGGCUGAGCAAGUAUGCCGGAAAAAAGAGGCCAAGCCGAUACGAUGCAGGGCGGCCGUGUGCCGGGAAGCAGGGGAGCCCCUGGUGAUAGAAGAGGUGGAGGUGGCGCCGCCGAUGCCUCACGAAGUUCGGAUUCGAAUCAUCUGCACCACUCUCUGCCACACCGACCUCACUUUCUGGAAGCUGAAAGACCCUCCUGCUUACUUCCCAAGAAUUUUCGGCCACGAAGCCGUCGGGGUAGUUGAGAGUGUGGGGGAGAAGGUGGACGAGGUGGGGGAAGGCGACGUGGUAGUCCCGACAUUCAUGUCGGAGUGCGGAGAAUGUACAGACUGCAGAUCGGAGAAGAGCAACCUGUGUUCGAAGCUGCCAUUCACGAUCUCUCCAUGGAUGACGAGGGACGAGACCAGCAGAUUCAGGGACCUCAAAGGAGAGAUUUUGUACCAUUUCGCAUUCGUCUCCAGCUUCAGCGAGUACACGGUGGUGGACGUCGCCAAUGUCACGAAGAUCGACCCUGCAGUUCCCCCAAACAGAGCAUGCCUCCUCGGCUGCGGCAUCUCCACGGGAGUUGGAGCUGCGUGGAGAACAGCAAAAGUAGAGAAAGGAUCAACGAUUGCAAUCUUCGGCCUGGGGGCAAUUGGAUUAGCGGUUGCAGAGGGAGCAAGACUCUGUGGAGCUGCUAGGAUUAUUGGUGUGGAUGUCAACUCAGACAAAUUUGAAGUUGGUAAGAAAUUUGGACUGACAGACUUUGUAAACCCUAAAGAGUGUGGAGAUAAAAGUUCAAGUCAAGUGAUUACUGAGAUGACCGAUGGGGGCGCAGACUAUUGCUUUGAAUGUGUAGGCUUAGCAUCCUUAGUACAAGAAGCAUUUGCUUCCUGCCGCAAGAGUUGGGGGAAGACGAUUGUCAUAGGAGUAGAUAAGCCCGACGCACAAUUGAAUUUGAGUUCUUUAGAUUUACUCACGAAUCAAAAAACUCUCAUGGGAUGUCUCUUUGGUGGACUUAAAGCUAAAUCUGAUAUUCCAAUCCUCGCGAAACGGUAUAUGGACAAGGAGCUGCAGUUGGAUGAAUUCGCCACGCAUGAAGUGAAGUUUGAAGAAAUAAACAAAGCUUUCGAUUUACUUCUCGAGGGACAGAGCCUUCGUUGCAUUAUUUGGAUGGACAAAUAAGUCGAAUCUCUAUAUUUGUUUCGACAUAUUUACUUUUUUAAAAAAAAAUAAAAGGUCAUAUGGUUGCACCCUCAAGUACUAUAAGGAGAUUGGCACUGUUUGUAAUGGAAUAAAAAUAUAGUCAUGAGUGAUUUAAUAAAAAUAAAAAAAUCUUAUGCAAAUAUGUAUAAUGAUUAAAGGUUGUAAUCUCAUUUUAAAAGUUUGAAAAACUUUGAGAAUAAUAUUUUAAUAUUCUAAA
This is a messenger RNA of Malania oleifera, 1579 nucleotides long. RefSeq names its product alcohol dehydrogenase-like 7. The transcript is spliced from 9 exons. Bases 178 to 1341 code for a protein of 387 amino acids. Lineage: Eukaryota; Viridiplantae; Streptophyta; Magnoliopsida; Santalales; Ximeniaceae. Gene Ontology annotation, molecular function: S-(hydroxymethyl)glutathione dehydrogenase [NAD(P)+] activity; zinc ion binding. The record is from RefSeq and is a predicted model, not a curated record. Gene Ontology annotation, biological process: formaldehyde catabolic process. Gene Ontology annotation, cellular component: cytosol.